AUGUUUUGUGUUCCAAAGCCUUCAACUUUUGUUCCUCCCAAGAAAUCUUCAGAUGUUACCAACAAAAGGGUACCCAAAAAAAGAGUUUUUUCCGAAUUAUCCAGCCAUGUUGAUCGAUUCAACAACAACAACAACAACGGUAACAGCGUUGUUCUUGAUUCUCGUGCCAACAAGAGAGCAAAGGUGGAAAAGAGUGAAGAAAAUUCAAGGAUGAAGAAGGGUACUACUACUGAUGCCGUAAAGGAACAUGAAGACAAGAAGAAACGAGGUUCUUCGAGUAUGGAUGGAUUCAAGAAGAUGCAGUGUUCAGAAACGCUGAAAAGGUUAUUGCUUCAUCCAGACGGAGUGUAUUUCAAGAAAGGAAAGGCUUUGAUGGAUUUGGAGAGGGUUCAGCGGAAGCUGUGGAACAAUUUGUACAACAAAACUGAUCAAUUUGCUUCUGAUAUCAGAACGGUGUUUCGCAAUGUCAUGUCUCAGUACCCCUCGGAGCAUCAAGUUCAUCAAACCGCCGCGAAGUUAAGCGAUAUUUUCGAGACAAAGUGGAAGAAUUUGGAGAGAAGAUGGCUACCUGAGAAGGAAAACAAGUUAGAGAAAGAAGAGCCAAAGCCUUUGAAGUCGAAUGCAGGGGAGAAAAGAAAAAAACUUUCUCAUUCAGAUUUCUCAACUGCUAUUGCCAAAGCUAGAGUUUACUUGCAAAGGAAGAAACAGAGGGAGAUGAUGCAGAAAAUGGAGAGAACAAUUUCCUUUGAUGAUGCUUUCAAGUCCUUUCAGGAUUUGGAAAACUUGUGUGGCCAUUCCCUGACACAUUAUUGGACAAAGAAAAAUCCAUUGUUGAAGAACCUCACAGGUUUGGAAGAAGGAGAAGUUUUUUGA
This is a messenger RNA of Arachis duranensis, 873 nucleotides long. RefSeq names its product transcription factor GTE11-like. The record is from RefSeq and is a predicted model, not a curated record. Gene Ontology annotation, molecular function: protein binding. NCBI's taxonomy places the organism in Eukaryota, Viridiplantae, Streptophyta, Magnoliopsida, Fabales, Fabaceae. The coding region runs from base 1 to 873 and encodes 290 amino acids. The transcript has a single exon.